CCUGCCGGGGGCGUGCCCCAGCCGGCUCGGGUGCGGCCGCCCCGGAAGUGACGUGAUGCCCCGCUGGCCGUGCGGAAGUGGAGAUGGCGGGGCUGUACGUGAAACCGGGCAACAAGGAGCGGGGCUGGAACGAUCCGCCGCAAUUCUCAUACGGGCUGCAGACCCAGGCUGGCGGACCCAAGCGCACGCCGCUCACCAAGAGGGUCGCCGCUCCCCAGGAUGGAUCCCCCAGAGUCCCCACCUUAGAGACAUCUCCUGGGGCCCCCCCAAUGGGGCCUCCACCUCUGUCAAGUAAGGCUUCCAGACCCCCAUUUGUGGGGAGUUGUCCUCCCUCCAGCAUGGAGCCCACAAAUUUCCCAGUCGUUGAGUCUGAGAUUCUGCUGGAAGAUGUAUUGAGACCUUUGGAACGGGCAUUGGAGGAUUGCCGUGGCCACACAAAGAAGCAGGUAUGUGAUGACAUCAGCCGACGCCUGGCUCUGCUGCAGGAACAGUGGGCUGGAGGGAAGCUGUCAAUGCCUGUAAAGAAGAGGAUGGCUCUGCUGGUGCAAGAGCUUUCAAGCCACCAGUGGGAUGCAGCAGAUGACAUCCACCGCUCACUCAUGGUUGACCAUGUGACUGAGGUCAGUCAGUGGAUGGUGGGAGUUAAAAGAUUAAUUGCGGAAAAGAGGAGUCUGUCUUCAGAGGAGGAGGCCAAUGAAGAGAAAUCUGUAGCCACAGCUGAGCAGAACCAGACCGUGCCAGGCAUCCAACACGAUCCUUAAUCUAUGGGUUCCCCAGACUGAUCUCACACCAUCUCUUAUGCCUUGGCAUGGGAGGCCUUCCCUAACUUGGCUCCCUUUUACCACUUGGGAGACUGUCUGCCCCACUGGGGUGUUUGGCCUGACCCAUCUCUGGGGGAAGAGGUCCCUCCUGGACCACAGGGAGGCCGCUUGUUACCCAUACCAUAUGCAUUUCAAUAAAAACAUCUCAAUGUGGUGGGACCUGGGUAGGAGAGAUGAGCCCUUCCUAUGCCAAACUGGUUUCCUCUGGUGUCCUUAACUGCCCUGCUCGCUGUGCACCGUGCACACCUCUGUUCUUCCUCUAUUCAUCAUGAAUGGCCUUGCUAGGCGUGAGUAGACUACUGCCUGCCACUCUCCCCCAAAUUAGAAACAUACAUCCCUUGCUGGGCUGAGUAACCCUAUGUUUGGAUGAUUUUGUUUCAGUAUGGGAACAGAGGCUCAAAUAGCAUGGGGAGAUUUUUUUCCCUCAAAAAAAGGAGACUGACCUAUUUGCAUUGCAUCACCCUUGAGGUAUGCAAGUGCUACAGAGAUUAGAACCUAGCUGUAUAAAUUGAAGGUGAAAAAGACCAGAUUGCUGACAUAUGGGAUCAUGAUUUUUUUUUUCAGGGGACGGGGAGAGUAGGAUUAUGACUCUUUAUCUGACUCACCAAAUAAACUUCUGCCUCUG
Molecule: messenger RNA, 1446 nt
Organism: Balaenoptera musculus (blue whale)
Lineage: Eukaryota; Metazoa; Chordata; Mammalia; Artiodactyla; Balaenopteridae
Gene: SRA1
Product: steroid receptor RNA activator 1
Exons: 5
Coding region: 84-761 (225 amino acids)
Biological process (GO): regulation of transcription by RNA polymerase II
Cellular component (GO): nucleus
Source: RefSeq, a predicted model, not a curated record